Molecule: messenger RNA, 936 nt
Organism: Rotaria socialis
Lineage: Eukaryota; Metazoa; Rotifera; Eurotatoria; Philodinida; Philodinidae
Source: the annotation of a GenBank genome assembly
AUGCUCACCAACGUAUUUUUUACUCUCAUCUUCUCUUUUUCCAUUGCAGCUUCAAUUGUCGGUUUACUCUUUUGUUCUAUAAUUUUCUUCGUUAUUAUUAGUUAUCAUCCAUGCCAUACUGCUACUAAUCUUCUUCUGUUGAAUACGUGUGUUGCAAUUAUAAUCUUUUAUAUCAGUACCAUUAUCGGAUCUGUACUUGGCUUCGAUGAAGAUUGGACACUCAAUCAACCAGCUGGUAUCUUUAAUGCUUACUGCUUUCUAGCAUCUUGUAGCUUAAUUUGCUGUUCCUAUAUGUUACAGGCGAUUAAUCGUCUCUGUUGCACUGUAUUUUUCAAACAUAAGCAUUUAGUCACUAUUCAAGUUACUUGGUAUUUGAUUGCUUUGUACUGGAUUAUGGGUCUUCUAUUUGCUAUUGAACCAUUAUUUUUCAAGAAUGGUUUUAUCUACGAAAGAGAGUCACGUCUUUGUGUUCGUAAUGCAAAAGUGGUGUCUAUAUCGAUAUUUAGCACUUUCGUCGGCUUUGGCAUCCCUCUGAAUUUAUCUAUUUUGAUCUACGCUACGAUUUGGUAUCGUGUCCUUCAAUCAUCACGCCGCGUUGGAUCUGUAAUUGCAGAGAACGCAAAUUAUAAUAUGCCCAAGGCUAGAUGUCAAAUGAAGUUAGUUAGAAAUAUGAUUAUUGUGAUAGGCAGUUUUGCUGGUGGAGAUUCACUAGCCUUGGUUCUUGUUCUUUGGCAUGCUAUUAAGAUCAAUCGUCCACUGCCAGAGCCAUUGUAUUUGAUAUCUAAACCUGACAUAACAGUUUGUGUGAUUCUGAUGAUUAUCACACUGUUUUUUAUGAACACACAGGUGAAGAAUGCUGCUUUCGUGUAUCUAAAAUGCAACAUUCGACAUAUUUAUCCAGUAACCAUUACUAUGAAAGGCAUUGCCAGUUGCUAG